AUGUCCAAUAACGGUGCUCCGGACUCUUGGGAAAGUCAAGCUGAUGUUAUAGGUGAACAAGGUGCAAAAGAUUCCAAUGAUGUGUCUACAAAAUUUUCCACGUUGAAUGUAAAUGCCGUGGAAUUCGUGCCUUCUUUUUGUAAGCCCUCUCAGGCUAGCGACAAUACUAACUCCCCCACUUCACCACCGGAAUCUGAAAGUGAUUCCACUAACUCUGCUGGUAGUCCUGUCUUGAAUGGUUGCGGGGAUGCCGAAAGUGGUGAGGGAGGCGCGGCAUCUGCGUCGCCGCGCGUCGAAGAGCCACCACCCUUGCCACCAGCGGGCACAGGUGCAACCACUGCACCCGCGCCCGUUCCUCCCGACGUCUCCCCUACCGCCGACAGUUGGGAGGCCGAGGCCGACGCCGACGAUGCGCUGCUCACACCUGACAACGAAAACGAAGCUGAAGAAGAGGAAAUUGACCAACAGGAAGAUGGUGAAGUGGUGAAGAAGAUUCCCAAGAAAAAACCACCACGGGUUGAGGACACUAGGAGCAAGAAAGAACAUGUUAAUGUAGUGUUCAUAGGACAUGUAGACGCCGGUAAAUCUACGAUCGGCGGUCAAAUUAUGUCAUUAACUGGCAUGGUGGACAAAAGAACGUUGGAUAAAUAUGAGAGAGAAGCUCGAGAGAAGUCAAGAGAAUCUUGGUAUUUGUCAUGGGCACUGGACACUAACCAAGAAGAACGUGACAAAGGCAAAACAGUGGAAGUAGGGAGAGCAUACUUCGAGACUGAGAAGAAGCAUUUCACAAUCCUGGAUGCACCGGGACACAAAAGUUUUGUCCCCAACAUGAUUGGUGGCACAGCACAAGCUGAUCUAGCUGUGUUGGUGAUCUCAGCACGUAAAGGUGAAUUUGAAACUGGUUUUGACAGAGGAGGACAAACGCGUGAACACGCUAUGUUGGCGAAAACGGCUGGCGUUAAGCAUUUAGUGGCUCUAGUGAACAAGAUGGACGACCCUACUGUCAACUGGGAUGAAAAAAGGUACAAUGAAUGUCGAGACAAAAUCCUGCCUUACCUAAAGAAGCUUGGCUUCAACCCUGGAAAGGAUUUAUCCUUUCUUCCGGUAUCUGGCCAAACUGGACAAGGAUUAUUGGAAAGAGUAACAGAAGACGUUUGUCCAUGGUACCGCGGACCGUCAUUCAUCCAGUUAAUUGACGAGUUGCCUUCAUUGAACCGAAAAAUGGACGGUCCCUUCAUCAUGCCUGUUGUAGAUAAAUACAAGGAUAUGGGAACAGUACUCAUGGGCAAGGUCGAGGCUGGUACUACGCGUAAAGGGAGCAGCAUGAUUCUUAUGCCUAAUAGGGUCCAAGUAACAGUGGAUCAGUUAUGGUCGGACGACAUAGAAGUAACGUCUAUCGGUCCUGGUGAGAAUGUGAAAGUGAAGCUCAAAAACAUUGAGGAGGAAGAUGUGUCUCCUGGUUUUGUUCUCUGCGAUCCUAAUGAGCCAAUCAUUACAGGGCGGGUGUUUGACGCUCAAGUGGUUAUUUUGGAACACAAAUCCAUCAUCUGCGCAGGUUAUUCCGCAGUCAUGCACAUACAUUGCGCAGCUGAGGAAGUUACUGUUAAGGCACUAAUUUGUUUGGUGGACAAAAAGACUGGAGAGAAAUCAAAGACGCGACCGCGCUUCGUGAAACAGGACCAGGUGGCAAUCAUGAGGAUAGAGUGCGCUGGCGUCAUCUGUUUGGAACCGUUCAAAAAGUUCCCACAGAUGGGCAGAUUUACGUUAAGAGACGAAAAUAAAACUAUUGCGAUUGGCAAAGUCCUAAAAGUGAUUGAGUAAAUUCGGCACUACGAUUUGUAAUUUAGCUAGGAUAGGCCUUUCCAAACCUAUAUCAUCAGAAAAACAUGUAAUCCUGAAUUGGGAUAUGUAUCAUGUGAGAGCUCGGGAGUGUACUGCUUCAAAAUUUAUUUCUGAUUAGUACUGUUAAAAAUGAAAAAAUGUUUAAAAAUCUACUGCCACGAAGCAUGAUACUAAAACUCCAUAUGACAAUAUAGUUGCGUUGCGUUGGCAACUUGUGAAAUGCUCAAGUAACGCUAGGGAUUUAAUGAAUCCGUCUUUGACUGACUGAAACUACAAUACAAGAUAUCGCUAGUGAGUUGCUAGACGUGCCGUCCGUUGUUAUUUUUUUAAUAUACUGACAUAACACAUACAUCACUACUAAUGUGUACAUCGCAACUUAAGAGAAAGGUCUACGGCUGUCUAGUCAUCUCGAUAUUAUAUUAAUAAGUUCCUGUAUUGUCGCGUUAGGGCCGUGGUGAUGUUAUUUUUAUACGAGUAUCAUUUGUAACAAUUCGGAAUUAGCUCUACUAGCUUAUUUGCAUUAGUUGCUGACGCUGUGUCAUGUAGAGUUCUAGUAAUCUUAUUUCCACAUAACACCGAGAUAAGCCUUACCUUUUCUAAGCUUGAAUUAUUGAUACUUGGCCAUAAAGUGAAAACGUCUCCUUUUUUAUUGUAACUUAUUAUUUAUUUGGCAUUGAUGUGGUGUUUGAAGCUCUCGUGUAUGAAAUCUCUGAUAAGAUGAUCAUACUAUAAUCGAGAUAGGAAGUCACAUUUUUUCGAAUUGUAAUCGUUAAAACAAAGUAGUUGUGAUCAUCCUAUCAUUGAUUAUAUUUUUACAUACAAUGAAUAUGACAGUAACACUGUUGUAUUCUAUUAUAUUAUUUUGAAAAGCAAAAUUAUGUUUUAUUUUGAAUAAUUGGCUAUACAUUACAUUACACGUAUUUCAAGAGGUUUCAAUUUAUAUUAACUAAAAUACUUGCGAGGAUCAAACUUGUUUCGGUCAAUCCCGAUAUUAAUGUUAAUUAUUAUUAUUAUUCGCAAUACAUGUUUUUAUCAGAUUAUGAUAAAUAGAUUAUAAUUUAUUGCUUUAGUAACGAAUACAUGAACGAGGUGAUUUGGUGUCUUAUGACAACAAAACUAGCUUGUAAUGGAAAUGUGGGUGUGACGGUGUUGUUAGGGCCGCAGCCUGCCGCGCGACCCGCUUCGCUGGAGACAGUCAGGGAAGAGUAGCAUGGUGAAGAACUAUAGUAAAAUGCCCACAUAUUUCUUACUCAUUAUUGUAGGUCUAUGAGAGUACUUAUGGAAAGUUGUGCAAAUUA
Messenger RNA from Hyposmocoma kahamanoa, 3140 nucleotides. It is a transcript of the gene eRF3, whose product is annotated as eukaryotic peptide chain release factor GTP-binding subunit ERF3A. Gene Ontology annotation, cellular component: translation release factor complex. Gene Ontology annotation, molecular function: GTP binding; GTPase activity; translation release factor activity. The transcript has 12 exons. NCBI's taxonomy places the organism in Eukaryota, Metazoa, Arthropoda, Insecta, Lepidoptera, Cosmopterigidae. The coding region runs from base 1 to 1821 and encodes 606 amino acids. Gene Ontology annotation, biological process: translation. The record is from RefSeq and is a predicted model, not a curated record.